AUGCGAAUUCAAACUGUUACAAUUGUUACAAUAGCUCUAUUUUUGGGCAUUGCUGCUUUAGUUCUUCAUUUAUUAGCUAUGUGUUCACCUCAUUGGAAAAUAACAAAACGAGAUGCUCAACCCAUAAUGGGACCUGUUAGUUAUGGUCUAUGGGAACGAUGUGAAUAUACAAAUAUUACAAUAAUAAAACAAGGUCUUGCACUUGGUACUCGUCCAAAUGUUCGAAUAUGUUGGCCAAAUCGUUAUAUGAGAUAUUCUCCAGAUAAAUAUAGUACAUGUUCUAGUAUUCGUCGAAAAUGUUCAGUAUUUGACCCAAGUGAUUUACCUGAAGGAUGUUCAUGUCGUUAUUUACCAUCAGCUAAAGGUUCACAAUGGUUAACAAUUUUAGCAGCUGUUUUUCUUAUUCUCGGUUUACUUUUACUUUAUUUAAAAACAAUAGCAUCACCACAAAAUGAUAGUGCACUUUUUGUACUUACUUAUGGACCAUAUAUAUGUUUUCUAUUAACAUUACUUUUAAUGAUAACAGGAUUAAUUCUUAUUGGUGCAUAUCUUCGACGAGAUACAUAUGAAGAUUAUUCAUUUCCAUUAGACAGUAUAUCAAAUAAUACUCAAGACAGACAAUCUUAUGAUUUACAUAGUCUUCGUAAUUAUGCUAAAUAUCAUGAAGCAACAUUUUCUCAUGAACGUUAUGUUGCAGCUGAAGAUGAAUUAAUUAAAGAUGCAAAUUCACAUUUUCAUACAACAAUUGGAUGGGCAACUGGCUAUGAAAUAAUUGCAGCCACAUUGAUGUUUAUUGUUACUGCAUUGUCAUUUUUACUUAUGAUAGCAUCAAGAUCAGAAGAUAUUUAA
Molecule: messenger RNA, 849 nt
Organism: Rotaria sordida
Lineage: Eukaryota; Metazoa; Rotifera; Eurotatoria; Philodinida; Philodinidae
Source: the annotation of a GenBank genome assembly